Molecule: messenger RNA, 1596 nt
Organism: Zymoseptoria tritici IPO323
Lineage: Eukaryota; Fungi; Ascomycota; Dothideomycetes; Mycosphaerellales; Mycosphaerellaceae
Exons: 8
Coding region: 1-1596 (531 amino acids)
Biological process (GO): transmembrane transport; carbohydrate transport
Cellular component (GO): membrane
Molecular function (GO): carbohydrate:proton symporter activity
Source: RefSeq, a predicted model, not a curated record
AUGUCUCAGUUCAAGGAUGAGAUGAAGGAUGUCGACUAUCAGGUUGAGGUCGCCUCCGAUGCUCCUGAGCCAUUGGAGACCAAGUUCGCCUCAUUGGGACGAUGGCAGGCCGCCAAGGUCUUCUGGAAGGCCAUGUUGUUCUGCAUGAUUCUGAACUGGGCGGCAUUGAACGACGGCUUCCAACAGCAAGUGCCCGGUAACAUCAUCCCAUUGCCAGCUUUCGUCGAGCAGAUGGCAGACACCGUGGUCGAUGGUGCGCCCGCCGUCAGCGCACAGACGGUCUCCUUCUGGCAGGGUUUCGCGGAGAUGUCGAAGAUGGUGGGAAUGUUCGCUGGUGGAUACUUCGCAGAUAAGCUUGGUCGAAAGAAAGCGAUGAUGGGUGCCAUCGCAGUCCUUCUCGCAGGUUCCGUGGCCGAGAUUGCGUCCCACAAUUGGCAGAGCUGGCUCGGAGCUGCAGUUCUAGUCCGUCUUGGAGUUGGUCUUGCUCAGUCGAUCCUUGUCACCUACAUCUCCGAACUGGCUCCUUUCCAGAUCCGUGGUUUCAUGAUCGGUGCCUACCAGUUGAUGCUUGCUUUCGGCCAGCUCCUGUGCGCGAUUUCCUCUCAACUGGUCCAGACCUACAGGCCAAAUGCCUGGAGACCUCUGAUUGCGACCGAGUUUGUGUUCACUGGAAUCCUGAUCCUGAUGAUUUGGUUCGUUCCCGAGUCUCCUCUCUACUACGCACGAAAGGGCAACGCGGAACGCGCGAAGAAGUCGAUGAAGCAGUUGUACGGCAACGUUGCGGGAUACGACAUCGAAUACGAGUAUCGUGUCAUCGAGCACGGUAUUGAGGCCGAGAAAGCUCUUAUUCUGGCUUCGCAGGAGUCUUCUUUCUUGGACAUCUUCCGCGGCAACAACUGGCGACGAACAGUUGCUGGUGCUGUCGGUAUCUGCACGCAGUGGGCCGCUGGUGCUCCGAUCGUCUUCAGCUACUCCACCUACUUCUUCAAGGUCGCCGGCAUGAAGGAUCCCUUCCUCGUCACUAUUAUCACCUUCGUCCUUCUCAUCGUCUCGAUCUCCUGCUCGCUGGUAGCCUGCGAAUACAUCGGCCGUCGUCCUCUGCUCAUUGGUGGCUGCGCUCUCAUGUGCAUCUUCAACAUCGGACUGGCUACAUCUGGAAUUUUCAAGAGCGAUUCUGCUGGGAAGGCCGCCCUGGCAUGCUUGCUCAUCUGGGUGUUGUGCUACGGUGCUUCGGCUGGCCCGAUCGGUUUCGUCGCUGCUGGCGAGACCUCGACUCCUCGUCUGCGUGCCCAGACUACAUCUUUCAACUUGGGCUGCUACGGUGCCGGAUUCGUUGUGUUCCAAUGGACGAUCUCCUACAUGAUCUCGCCAGAUGCAGCAGACCUUGGUGUCAAGGCUGUCUACGUUUGGGCUGGUCUAUUGGUGCCCACCACUGCUCUCCUGUGGUUCUUCUACCCCGAGACCCAAGGACGUACCUACUGGGAGCUGGACGAGCUCUACCAGCGCAACAUCCCCGCCUGGAAGUUCAAGCAGACCAAGACUCUGUCCGAGAGCACCGGACAGAAGGCAGUGCCUCGCAGCCGAAGCGUCGCCUAG